CCCUACCAGUCUUCGCUCGGAGUGCUUUAGGAGCCUUCAUUUCGGUGCCAAAUCCGGGUGGCUACCAUGGUGAGACCUUGCUGGGCGGCUGUAGCGCAGCUGUGGGGAGUGGGCGCUUGGCUCUACAUCUUCGUGGACUGCAUCCUCAUGGAACUGGGCCGCUCGUUGGAGCCCUUCCGCCGGCAGGAUUUGACCACAGGCCAAUGGCUGGGCUUUGCGGCGAUUGGCCUGGGGCUGCUGCUGGUGGAAGGCAUCCGCGCCUUUCAGAUGAGUUUCUCACCGCUCUUGAUCCGGCGCGCCAAGGAGCUGCAAGGCGACUCCCCCGUGUGGGAGCUGCUGCUGGCGCCUUUCUUUGUGGCUGGCUUGGUCUCGGCCACCCCAAGAAGACUCUGCAAGAGUUGGCUGUUGGUGGCGGUGUUGAUCCCUGGCUUAGCGCUCACGGUGCCUAUGAUGCCCUACCCGUGGCGACAGGCCACUGACUUCGGAGUGGUGCUGGGCCUUGGCUGGGGCACCGGCUCCGUGCUGUACUUCGCUGGGCGGGGCCUGGCCGGUCAAUGGCCAGAGGUGAGCCCCGACCUGCCUGCAGCAAGGAUCAAACCUCCUGUGCAGGAGCCUCUGGCAACGGCAUAGUCUGACGCUCCGUUCCACGGUGGGUUCUCGGUGAGUCGGGGAGUCUUGAAGCGGAAUCACAUGCUCAAACGAUGUGAAGGCGUCACGGAAUUCCAAGUGGUAUAACUCGUUGAUUUCUUCUGGUUUUUGCUGAGCGUCCGUGUUCGACUGGACCUCGAGUCGCAACGCAAGGGCGACCGGCGACCGGUCCCUGGUUGGUGCUCUGGUCGUUUUCGACUUCCCAAGCUGUGCUGAAGGGUUGCAGAUGACAACCACCUUGGCACGCAGCGUUUUGCAGGUUGUCCGUGAAGCUUCUCAGAAAAUGUGCCGUUCGAACCCAUGGCAUGAGAGAACACCGGCAUCAUCAGCGAACGCAGAAGGGGGGAGGAGAAGCCGAGGAGAAGCCCACCCGGUCAGCCAUUUUCAGACAUUGAUGGGGUUGAUCACUGAACUCUGAUCAGUCACUUCACCAGUUGCUGGUCAUUUUGUUCAGGGUUCAUAUUUGACUGACUGCAAAAAAGGCUGAGCAACAGAGUUCAGGCCAUGGUGGUGGCUGAGCA
This is a messenger RNA of Durusdinium trenchii, 1169 nucleotides long. Lineage: Eukaryota; Dinophyceae; Suessiales; Symbiodiniaceae. The record is from the annotation of a GenBank genome assembly.